UCAUUGGGCUAUUGAAAGCGCAUGAAUCAUUUGUCAACAAAUUAGCUCGAGAUGGCUGCAGUUUGUCAGCAAGUUUUGGCUUUAGACGCCAGAUACAACACGUAUCGUGCUCCAAAUAACCCUCAGUUUAGAACCCUAUACAUUCGGAGACGUAGUCAGCUUCUGAGAGAUACCGCAAAAGCGGGGAAUGAUCCUCAAGUGCGCAAGCAGUAUCUCAAACUUCGCUCGCAAUUCCUCAUUGAGAGAUAUGGAGCAACGCUAUCAGAUCAAAGGCCCUCUCAUAACAGCAGCGUUUGGAGUCGCAACAACAGCGGUCGGGGAAGCAAAGGAAAUCUGGAUAGCCUGGAUGAUAGCUACAUGGACCCACGAGGUUAUCUGGAUGUCAGAGGUCACAGGCGUACCCAAAGCCGAGGGUCGUUCAAGCUGGACCCUUUCCACUUAGAGAGCUACGGCGUCAUGCCAACAAAGAACGCAGAAGCCAGCAGAGCCAUGGCUGGAGGCAAGUCUAUUGGCGAGAACUACGCCUUUGCUGGCAUGCACCAUAUAUUUGAUCAGCACAGCCAGGCUGUGACGGCUGUGCAGUUUGCCAAUGAAGACAAGUCACGCAUGGCUUGCAGCUCCUUAGAUGGCACCGUGUCUAUCUGCCAAGUCUUACCCAGCCCAGCCACCGUGGUCUGUGUGCUCAAAGGUCACCAGAGUGGGGUCACAGAUUUCUGUUGGUCGCAGUCCAAUGAUCAGAUCCUCUCUGCAUCUCUUGAUGGCACGGUGCGUCUAUGGGCAGUCAGCAGUGCUAGCUGCGUACGGACUGUAGAAGACCCUGAUAAAUCAGCCAUCCGUGCCUGCAGAUUCCAACCGCUCAACAAUAACAUGAUCGUCACCGGUAACAGCAGAGGCCACGUGAACGUUCUCAACGUGUCUACAGGCAAGGAAUGCAGAGGAGGUUUGGGGAAGCUGUCUGGUCAGGUGCUGUGUCUGGAGUUUGAUGAUAAUGGAAGCGUGCUUUGGGCCGGGGAUGACAAGGGAACCAUAUUCUCCUUCCUGUUUGAUCUUGCUACCGGCAAACUCACCAAGGGCAAACGCGUCUUAGUGCGUGAGGGUUGUCCCGUCACCAAUAUCUGCUACCGUGCCUGGGUCAGUAGGGAGGCCAGGGAUCCCACAGUGCUGGUCAACUGUGCAAUGGAUUCUCUCUGCAUCUACAAGGUUGCAAGUCCAGAUGGCGGACUACGCCUAAAGAGAACGUACCCCAUCAAGCACAAGACUGCUCUCAUCAGGAGUACCUUCUGUCCUCUCAUGUCAUUCAGAGAAGGAGCUUGCGUCGUUACUGGCAGCGAAGACAUGAACGUGUACUUCUUUGACGUUGAGAGGACCAGCAACAAACCCUGUCUCAACAAGCUGCAGGGUCACUCCGCGCCCGUCUUAGCUGUCAGCUUCAACUAUGACGAGUCAUUACUUGCAUCGUGCGAUUCUGAAGGCCUUGUGAUUGUCUGGAAGAGAGAACAGCAAAAGACAAGGUAGCAGAAGACGUCUUAAAAAAGAGACAUGAA
Messenger RNA from Patiria miniata (bat star), 1544 nucleotides. It is a transcript of the gene wdr13, whose product is annotated as WD repeat-containing protein 13-like. The record is from RefSeq and is a predicted model, not a curated record. Bases 52 to 1515 code for a protein of 487 amino acids. Lineage: Eukaryota; Metazoa; Echinodermata; Asteroidea; Valvatida; Asterinidae. Gene Ontology annotation, cellular component: nucleus. Gene Ontology annotation, molecular function: protein binding; promoter-specific chromatin binding. The transcript is spliced from 14 exons.